Dioscorea cayenensis subsp. rotundata (Guinea yam) is the source of this 1940-nucleotide messenger RNA. RefSeq lists its product as uncharacterized. Gene Ontology annotation, biological process: lipid catabolic process. Lineage: Eukaryota; Viridiplantae; Streptophyta; Magnoliopsida; Dioscoreales; Dioscoreaceae. The record is from RefSeq and is a predicted model, not a curated record.
AAUCCAUGAGCUUCUCAAUUAAUUUAUCUUGUCUUUGUUGACUUAAUUUUGCAAAUCUUUUCUUAGUUCAAUCCAGUUCCAAAAUCCGAUAUUUCAGUAAAAUCUCCAAGCUUUUGGAUUCGCCAUUAAUGGAGGAUGAGUUUCUUCAGCUCUUUCUCCGUUGAUGACCUUCAGAGCUUCAUUUCAUGGUCCUAGUUUCUGGUUGAUUCCUUAGAUCCAAAGAUAAGAACUUUUUCUUUUCUCUUUGAAAAAAUUUCAGCAAAACCUUCAAUUUUUUGUGUUCUUAUCGAUCCCUUCAUCAAUGGAGGAUGAGUUUCUGCAGCUCUUCCGCCAUUGUUGACCUUCGAAGCUUCCGAUUCCUGGCAUCUAGUUUCAAAAAUCAAAUCUUUCUUCAUUUCUCUUGAAAAUUUUUCAGUAAAAGCUCCUAUCUUUAGUACUUCUCCAUCACUCCAAUCCAUCGAUGUCGCUGAUCUGCGGUAUUCCUCUACUUGAAUGCGUCUACUGCUUGGCUUGCACGCGCUGGGCGUGGAAGCGAUGCCUCCACAGCGCCGGCCACGACAGCGAGACCUGGGGCCUCGCCUCCUCCGACGAAUUUGCUCCUGUGCCUCGCCUCUGCCGCUACAUCCUCGCCAACUACGAAGACGACCUCGAGAACCCACGUUUCCCCCCGCCCGGUGGUUACCGCAUGAAUGCACGCCAGGUGCUCGCUCAAAAGACCUACAAGGAUACCGGUGGCCACGUGCCACCAUACUUAGUCUAUCUCGAUCAUGACCACUCUGACAUUGUUCUUGCUGUUCGUGGCCUCAAUCUCGCCAAAGAGGGUGACUUUGCAGUGCUUCUGGAUAACAGACUUGGAAAGAGGAAGUUUGAUGGUGGGUAUGUUCACAAUGGGCUUCUCAAGGCUGCUGGGUGGGUGCUUGAUAGAGAGUGUGAUUUGAUGAAAGAGUUGCUUGACAAGUAUCCAAAUUAUACAUUAACUUUUGCUGGGCAUUCAUUGGGCUCCGGCGUUGCAGCAAUGCUGGCAAUGCUGGGGGUGCUGAACAGAGGUAAGUUGGGCAUUGAGAAUAAGAAAAGGAUCAAGUGUUAUGCAAUAGCACCGGCACGAUGUAUGUCACUUAAUCUGGCUGUUCGAUAUGCGGAUGUUAUCAAUUCAGUUGUGCUUCAGGAUGAUUUUUUACCUCGGACUGCUACUCCAUUGGAAGACAUAUUCAAAUCACUCUUCUGUUUACCGUGCCUGCUCUGUCUAAGAUGUAUGCGAGACACAUGCAUACCGGAAUAUGUCAAGUUAAGAGAUCCAAGACGGCUUUAUGCACCAGGUCGUCUCUAUCACAUUGUCGAGAGGAAGGUGUGCAGGUGGGGAAGGCAUCCUCCAGUUGUUAGAACAGGAGUUCCAGUCGAUGGGAGGUUCGAGCACAUUGUACUCUCCUGCAAUGCCACUUCUGAUCAUGCGUUAAUUUGGAUAGAAAGAGAAGCUCAGAGAGCAUUCGGGCUGAUGCUUGAGAAGGAGCCGAUCAUGGAGAUCCCUCCAAAGCAGAGGAUGGAGAGGCAGCAAACCCUUGCGAGAGAACACAGUGCUGAGCACAAGGCUGCAUUGCGUCGUGCUGUCACAUUGGCUGUACCAGAUGCAUACUCACCUUCAGAUUAUGGUACAUUUGACGAGAACUUAAGUAGUAGCACAGAGGGAUCUCCAUCAUCAUCAGGGAUGCGGCAUAGGAUGAGUUGGGAUGAGUUAAUUGAGAAGUUGUUCGAGAAGGAUGAGGCCGGCCAUAUGGUACUCCGAAAGGCGGCUUCUUCUGAUGAAUCUUGAUGUAUAAUAUUUGUCCUCCAUACACUACUUUGUUCUAUUCUAUACAUUCAUUCAUGUUUUGUACAAAUCAAGGUUCUGUUGUUGAACUUCUUGUGGAAUGAAUAAGAUUGAAAGUUUGUAUGUUUGAAGACAA